CACCACAAUGGUCGCACCAGGAGAAUAUUCUCUUCGUCUUCAGAAAGGCAUGACUGGUGGUUUCGCGCCCCCAAAUCCCAGCGCGAUCGUCACAAUGACGAAGCCCUCUAAUGUAUCUUGUUUGAACAUCGCUGCUGCCACUCGCGAACCCGACGCCCCAUCCCUUCAAGAUCUCGCUCCCAAAUCGAUUGAUACCUCGAAAGAGCACACCGCGGAGCUCCUCAACGAACUACACGAUAUCCUGCACAGCAUCCCGACUGAGUCGCCUCCAGGGUCAGAGGAUAUUUAUGGGCUAGACACGAGCAUCGCAUGGGGCAGCGAGGAUCUGCAGUGGAUGAAUUUGGGGCCACAGGGGUGUGCUCGGGAGCAGAGCUCGGUGCAGCCUACGCCGGAGGACAAGAUCAAGUUUAAGCGUGCAGUUGAUAUCGUCCAUGAGCUUAUGGGGAAGGAUGAGUAGACGAUGCGAUAUUGGGAAGGUUUAGGAUUAUGACAAGGA
This is a messenger RNA of Laccaria bicolor S238N-H82, 496 nucleotides long. RefSeq lists its product as uncharacterized. The transcript has 2 exons. The coding region runs from base 8 to 457 and encodes 149 amino acids. NCBI's taxonomy places the organism in Eukaryota, Fungi, Basidiomycota, Agaricomycetes, Agaricales, Hydnangiaceae. The record is from RefSeq and is a predicted model, not a curated record.